This is a messenger RNA of Didymella exigua CBS 183.55, 1299 nucleotides long. RefSeq lists its product as uncharacterized. NCBI's taxonomy places the organism in Eukaryota, Fungi, Ascomycota, Dothideomycetes, Pleosporales, Didymellaceae. Gene Ontology annotation, cellular component: nucleus. Bases 1 to 1299 code for a protein of 432 amino acids. Gene Ontology annotation, biological process: rRNA base methylation. The transcript has a single exon. The record is from RefSeq and is a predicted model, not a curated record. Gene Ontology annotation, molecular function: 23S rRNA (adenine(1618)-N(6))-methyltransferase activity.
AUGGAUCUGGCACAACGACCGCCUUACAGCACGAUUGACUUCAAAGCGCUCGCCAAAGCUGACUCAGACUUUAAGCAAACAUGGCAAACAUGCUCCGGCAAACUUGACUUCCAAGAUCCAGCCACGCUUCAGUCUCUUUCCAAAGCGAUUCUCAGGGUUGACUUUGGCAUCGAGCUCUCGCUUCCAGAUGGUCGCCUUUGCCCGCCCGUACCCAACCGGUGGAACUACGUGUCCUGGGUUCAAGGACUACUCGACUCUUCCUCACCAGCCUACACAAACAAGUACGAGCGUGAGAGAAGAGUCAUCGGUCUAGACAUCGGCACAGGCGCAUCCGGCAUCUAUGCAAUGCUGUGCAUGAAGAGCAGGCCGAAUUGGACAAUGUGUGCCACUGACAUCGACAAGACCUCAUUUGAGUCUGCUGCUGCAAACUUCGCAAAGAACAACCUACUGAGCAGAACGAAGAUGCUACAAACCACCUCCAAGAUGCUGUUAAUUCCACUCGAAAUUUUAGGCACACAGCAACUGGACUUCACUCUCUGCAACCCUCCAUUCUUCAUCGAUUCUGCCGAGAUGGAGAAAUCUCUCAAUGGUGAAGGCAAAGCCACUGGACCCAACGCUAUAUGUUCCGGCUCCAGCAAUGAGAUGAUUUGCCCCGGCGGCGAUCUUGGCUUUGUCACACGGAUCGUGGAAGAGUCACUUGUCCUUCGCGGAAAGGUAAAAUGGUACAGCAGCGUGCUCGGCAAGCUGUCCAGCGCCAAAGCAAUCGUCGAGCUCCUCAAAUCUCACAACAUUACCAACUGGGCUGUGGGUGUGCUGGAGCCCGGUACUAAGACGGGAACAAAGAGAUGGAUCGUUGCGUGGAGCUUUGGUGAUCUGAGACCACGACAUAGCAUUGCUCGCCCGCGGGGAGGUAGCUUCCCUUACGAUCUCUUGCCGUUUCCAACCUCUUACAAUAUCUCACUGAGCUCUUCGUUCACUGGUUCUACUGCUGAGGAUAAGCUGAAUGACCAACUGUCUGCUCUAGACCUGACCUGGACAUGGGUUCCAGCUACAGCGAUGGGUGUUGGUGAAGCAUCAGAGAACGUCUGGGGUCGAGCAUACAGAAGAGCUUAUGAGCGGCGCAAGAGGGAAGGGCAGGUAGAGAUGCGCGAUACGAUUGACAGGAAGACCCAGCUAGCCUUCCGUGUCACGGUCGUGCAGCUAGCUGGCGAGAUUGUGCUUGAGUGGCUCAGAGGAGACGAUCAGGUUCUGUGGGAGAGCUUCUGCGGUUGUGCACAUCGCUGGUUCAAGCAGGUUUAG